AUGGCUUUCGCUGAGCGCUCACCACUGACCCCUCACCGCCGGGACCUCUGCAGCCGCUCUAUCUGGCUAGCAAGGAAGAUUCGUUCAGACCUGACUGCACUUACGGAAUCUUAUAUCAAUCAUCAGGGCCUGAACAAGAACGUCAACCUGGACUCUGUGGAUGGCGUGCCAAUGGCAAGCACUGAGGAGUGGGGAGAGCUGACGGAGGCAGAGCGACUGCAGCAGAACCUACGGGCGUACCGUACCUUCCACGUUCUGCUGACCACGCUUUUGGAAGACCAGCGAGUGCACUUUACCCCUACUGAAGGGGACUUCCAUCAGGCUAUCCAUACUCUUCUCCUGCAAGUCGCUGCCUUUGCUUACCAGCUGGAGGAGCUGAUGGUGUUCCUGGAGCACACGAUCCCACCCACCGAGGCUGACAGGAGGCCUGCUGGUGGAGAUGGAGGUCUCUUUGAGAAGAAGCUUUGGGGUCUAAAGGUGCUACAAGAGCUUUCUCACUGGACAGUGAGGUCCAUCCAUGAUCUCCGGGUUAUUUCUUCUCAUCAGACUGGGGUCUCAGUACACGGAAGCUAAGGAGCAGAGUAG
Molecule: messenger RNA, 585 nt
Organism: Chrysochloris asiatica (Cape golden mole)
Lineage: Eukaryota; Metazoa; Chordata; Mammalia; Afrosoricida; Chrysochloridae
Gene: CNTF
Product: ciliary neurotrophic factor
Exons: 2
Biological process (GO): negative regulation of neuron apoptotic process; positive regulation of tyrosine phosphorylation of STAT protein; positive regulation of axon regeneration
Cellular component (GO): axon
Molecular function (GO): growth factor activity; cytokine activity; ciliary neurotrophic factor receptor binding
Source: RefSeq, a predicted model, not a curated record